Messenger RNA from Culicoides brevitarsis, 1431 nucleotides. It is a transcript of the gene elm, whose product is annotated as calcineurin B homologous protein 1. Gene Ontology annotation, cellular component: plasma membrane. The record is from RefSeq and is a predicted model, not a curated record. Gene Ontology annotation, molecular function: calcium ion binding. Gene Ontology annotation, biological process: positive regulation of sodium:proton antiporter activity. Lineage: Eukaryota; Metazoa; Arthropoda; Insecta; Diptera; Ceratopogonidae. Bases 104 to 673 code for a protein of 189 amino acids. The transcript is spliced from 2 exons.
AGUAUUUUGGUUCGAAAGAUAAACAGUGAGGAGAAUUUUUUCAUAAAAAUUCUAUUUUUUUAAUUCACGGAAAAGUUCCACGCGUACAAAACACAUCAAAAACAUGGGAAACAAGAGCUCUUUGUUGUUACGAAAGGAGGAAAUCGCCCAAAUCCAAGAAGAAAGCGGAUUUACGCCGAACCAAAUUGAGCGAUUGUAUUCGCGUUUCACGGCUUUGGAUAAAAAUGACUGCGGAACGUUGUCUCGCGAGGAUUUUCUCCGGAUUCCCGAGUUGGCAAUUAAUCCGUUAUGUGAUCGCAUUGUGCAUGCCUUCUUUGCCGACAGCAACGAUGAUCGCGUCAAUUUCCGUCAAUUCAUGAAGGUCCUUUCGCUGUUCCGGCCCAUCAAGCAUGGCAAGGAAAAUCGCAUGAAUAGUCGCGAGGAGAAACUCCGUUUUGCCUUCAAGAUGUACGAUUUGGAUGAUGACGACAGCAUUUCGCGCGACGAAUUGCUGAAUAUCCUUCAUAUGAUGGUUGGAGCGAAUAUUGCCGAAGAUCAGCUAAUUAGUAUUGCGGAACGGACAAUUUUGGAGGCAGAUCGCAGCGGAAACGGCAAAAUUGCAUUUGACGAUUUUUGUGCGGCACUUGAGCGAACCGAUGUUGAGCGGAAAAUGUCGAUUCGUUUCUUGAACUAGGGUUGGCUUGCGGGUCAUCAAUGGUGUUUUGGCGAAUGAAUGCGCAUUUAGAAGCCAGAUAGACCCCUCUUAACUUGUAACUUUUAAGUAUUUUACGUCGCGAAGGCCUUUAAUUUAACAUUUUAAACGAAUUCAAAUCGAAUUCGAACGAAAAAAAAAUUCUUAACAAGUGAGUUUAUGGAAUAUUUUUGACUGUUCAAAAGUUUGAAAUUUUCAAGAAUUAAAAAAAAAAUUACUUUUAAAAAUUUUUUUUCUUUCAAAUUUUUUUUUUUUUAUUUUUAACGAUAUGUAGGUAUCAAGAAAAUUCUAAAAAUUUCAAAAAAAAUUUUUUUUUUUUUUCAAAAAUUUCAUAAAUUUUUUUUUAAAUUUGUUUUCAAAAAAUUUUAAACGAUAUGUAUCAAAAAAAAUUUUAAAAAUUUAAAAAAAAAUUUUUUUUCAAAUUUCAAUUUUUUUUUUUCAAAAAAUUGUUAACGAUAUGAUCAAGAAAAUUUUAAAAAUUUCAUACAAUUUUUUUUUAAUUUUUAAAAAUUUUUUUUUUUUCAAAAAUUUCAAAAAAAAAUUUUUUUUUUAUAAAAUUUCGCCUUUACAAAUUUUUGAACACUCAAAAUUAUUCUAUGACCUUAAAAAGCACAUAAUUGGAACAAAUCUAACGAUAUGUAUAAAAACAGUGCAAGCACAUUCCCAAAAAAAAACUGUUAAAAGUUAAAAAAAAAUUGUAAAUUAUCUGCUUUUAUUGUAUUGUACAUAAGAUAAAAUUA